Teleopsis dalmanni is the source of this 1561-nucleotide messenger RNA. Its product is annotated as general transcription factor IIE subunit 1-like. Gene Ontology annotation, biological process: transcription open complex formation at RNA polymerase II promoter; transcription initiation at RNA polymerase II promoter. Gene Ontology annotation, cellular component: transcription factor TFIIE complex. Lineage: Eukaryota; Metazoa; Arthropoda; Insecta; Diptera; Diopsidae. The record is from RefSeq and is a predicted model, not a curated record. The transcript is spliced from 2 exons.
AGAAAAAUAGGACAAACGGAGAAUAAUUUUACAAUAUACCAACACUGGAUAAAAUAUACGCCUUGCCAGCACCACUUGUCAAAGUUGAUGCUUUGUUUCACUCAAAGACGUAUGUCAGAGCGUCAUGCUUGCUUAAGUUAUAGCUUUUUAUUUAAAUAGCGCAAUAAGAUUAUUAAUAGACUAAUAAGUGUAAAUUAAAUAAAUUAAACGUUAACAUAAAUGAUUUGUUGGAUUUUAUGGUGAACAUAAAUAGAAAGCCACAGUGUUAAAAGUUUUGGGUUAAGUCCGUAUAUAAAAUAAAAUAUUAACAAAAUGGCAACAACGGAAAUAAAAUAUGAGACGGACGUGCCAAGCUCUUUAAAACAAUUAGCACUGCUCGUUGUUCAAGGUUUUUAUUCCAAAGAAGAUACAUUUAUAAUUGAUAUGUUACUUCGAAAUCAUUGCAUGAAGGAAGACGAUAUAGCAGAGUUACUGCACUUUGACAAAAAGCAAUUACUUUCUCGAAUAUAUAUCUUGCUAAAUGACAAAUUUAUACAAAAACGCUUAAAGGUGGAAACCGGCCCAGAUGGAAAAGCUCACAAAGUAAAUUAUUACUUCAUAAAUUAUAAAAGUUUUGUCAAUGUUGUAAAAUAUAAACUGUAUAUUAUGCGUAAACGUAUGGAAACACAGGAGCGUGAUGCUACAGGUAGGGCUAGUUUCAAAUGCUCAUCUUGCGGUAAAACGUUCACCGAUCUAGAAGCAGAUCAACUAUUUGAUUUGGAAUCUCAAGAAUUUCGCUGUACAUAUUGUGGUGAUCCUGUGGAAGAGGACAACUCAGCCAUGCCAAAAAAGGAUUCAAGACUAAAGUUGGCAAGGUUUAACGAUCAACUAGAGCCAUUGUACGAAUUACUUCGAGCAGUAGAGAAUAUUAAAUUAGCCCCGGAAAUUUUGGAACCAGAACCUGUGGAUAUAAAUACGAUACGAGACGUUACGAAAUCUUCUCAGCAAAUCGAUAGCCAGCAAUGGUUCGGUGAAGCUACUCGUAACCAAGGGUUUACUGUUAAAGAAACAGGAGUUAAAACAAAUUUAAGAGAAGAGUUGAUUGAAACUACUUCUGAAUAGAAAUCUCAAUCUGUUUGGAUGACAAAAAAUACAAUACAAAAUGAGUCCAAUGUUGAUUUGAUUUUUACAAAUGAUUCAUCACAAUCACCGGUGCUUCAAACAACAACAGCAUCAAGUGCAACAUCUUAUAACAGAAAUAAAUAAGAAAUAAAAAAGAAAGCAUGAAAAACAGAAAAAUUUGGUUCCUCAAAUCAUAAUUCAAGUGAUUCUAGUAAUAAUGAUAAACAAAAUGAAAAUAAAGAAAUUUGUAAAUAUGUUUCUUAUUCUUGAGUUAAACUCUUUUAAAUAUAUUUUGUUAGAACUGAUAUUAACCAAAACUUUAUUGAUUUUAAUUCCGAAGAUGUUGUGCCCAGUGUUUUAGCUAGUGGCAAGACGUAUCCAAUAUUCCAUAGAUGUCUUUAUGAAUCGCAGUAUACAUUUUGCGUCAUUAAGUAAUAAUGACCCAAAUUGAAAUUUGGUU